UCCCCUCUCUUCUGUAUUCGGUCCAGCAGCAAAGCGAAAAGGAGGCUUCCCGCGCCCGACCUUCGCAGCUCCGGCGGCUUUGAAUGCGAUCGCUUUUGUUUCCCUCUAAUAGAUGCUUAUAGAACCGUUUAAGUAGAUCGUUCGUGCCCGGCAGCCCCAAAGGCAGAGAGAGCAGGAAAGCCGCCGGGCUACUGAGACCGGGUGUGCGUGUGAAAAGAACCGCAAUCAAAAUGUAAGAAACCAAAAUGGCACAGGGGAGAUCGGCGAGAAGAACGAUGCCGCAGCGCUGAAAAGAAAAGAAAAAAAAGGGAGCAAGGCCACUUUUCUUCAUCUUGGUUGCCUACCUGCCGGCCUGUCUUGCCCUUCCCUGUUCAUGUUUAUAUGCAACACACACAUGUACAUGGAUGCGUCCUGUCCAAAAGUCUGUGUGUGCACUGAUAGUGCUGACAGCAUCCCUGGCUUUCUUGUACCUUCACGUGUGGUCGCCAAAACCUGACACUACGGUGGAUCUGCGACAUCGACCUGAUCAGCUGCCCAAGUUCUUGUUGCCUGAUCACCUGCUGGUGCCUGACAAGAAAUAUGCACACAUUGCUUUCCGGAUCAAAGAGGAGAUUCUGGAGCUUCUUCCAAAAAAUUCCUGCAAAUGUGAGGUACAAGCAAGUUUGAAACUGCCCUUUCAGAAACAACUCUUUGGUCAGGAUUAUGCUGUGGAAUUCACCAAAGCCUUCAAGCCUUCUGACCUGGCGGACAUCAACAGCAAACGGGAACAGGAAUACCGUGGUUAUCAGCAGAGGUCUCAGACUCCCCUUGACCAGCUGAUCAUUGUCCAAGCCAACUCACCACUAGAAUUUCCAGUUCAAGGUGUAGAAGUUCGUCCUCUCCAGUCCAUUCUUAUUCCAGGCUUGGGCUUACAAACAGCUGAAAGAACAUUAUACCAGGUCAACUUGACAGCAACAAUGGGUACUUUUGAUGUGGCCGCAGAGGUAGAAGGCGUCAAAGUGGAAGGGGAAGGAUGCAUGCACCUCUCCUUGUCCGGAUCCCAGUUGGACAAUCUAAACCGGCAAUUGCAGUUUGUCACCUACACCAACACCCUCUACCAUCCUAAUACAGCAGAUAUAGUGCAGUUUUCUACUGAUGAGCAUCGUGCAUCUUUCAGCAUUCGCAUCCGACAUAGACCUACUCCCAAGCUCUACUAUCCAGGAUCAUCCAGGGGAGGAGCUAGUGAAGGAAUCUACAACAUCAGCACCCUGGUCACCAUAGCUACCAAAACCUUCUUACGCUAUGACAAACUGCGAAUAUUGAUUGACAGCAUCCGCAAGUUCUACCCCACUGUGACCAUCAUCAUUGCAGACGAUAGCCGGGAUAUCGAACACAUACAGGGACCCCACAUUGAGCAGUACUUCAUGCCCUUUGGCAAGGGCUGGUUUGCUGGUAGGAAUCUUGCCAUCUCCCAGGUGACCACCAAAUAUGUUCUUUGGGUGGAUGAUGACUUCAUUUUCACACCCCGCACCAAAGUGGAAAAGCUUGUAGAUGUCCUUGAGAAAACAUCCCUGGAUUUGGUGGGUGGAGCCGUACGGGAGAUUACAGGCUACACCACCACGUACCGCCAACAGAUCAGCGUGCAGUCUGGUACUGAGGGGGGAGAUUGCCUGCAUAUCCGCCAGGGCUAUCACCACACCAUUGAAGGUUUCCCUGAUUGUGUGGUCACUGAUGGAGUAAUCAAUUUCUUCUUGGCACGUACGGAGAAGGUGCUGCAAGUUGGCUUUGACCCACGCCUCAACCGCGUUGCCCACCUUGAGUUCUUCAUUGAUGGCCUGGGUAUUCUGCAUGUUGGUUCCUGCUCCAGUGUGGUGGUAGACCAUGCCUCUAAGAUCAAGCUACCGUGGCUAAAAUCGGUAAACGAGAAGCAAUAUGCCAAGUUCCGCUAUCCCAACUCGUCGGAUGACACAUUGAACACCAAACAAAGCCUUUUCUACUUCAAGAACUAUUUCAAAUGUAUGACGGGCAAUUAGUCUUCAGUCAGAGGGUGCUGAGCCCCAUCCUUGACAACUUGCUAAGUCCUCAGGUGACUGGAGUCUCGGACAGCCUGCUCUGGCAGCUAGCCACAGCUCUUGGGCAAACAAGCUCGCCCUGUCCACUAGCCAAACGCCCCGACCUCAGGGAGGUUUCUACGUUCUCAGGCCCGAAGAGCAACUUGACAAAUGAACUUCACACUGCUUAAAAGCGACAACAACUGUGUUGUAACAGAAUUAAUUAGACGAGCCAUCUUCCAGA
Ahaetulla prasina is the source of this 2274-nucleotide messenger RNA. It is a transcript of the gene B4GALNT1, whose product is annotated as beta-1,4-N-acetyl-galactosaminyltransferase 1. Gene Ontology annotation, biological process: ganglioside biosynthetic process. The transcript has 12 exons. Gene Ontology annotation, cellular component: Golgi membrane. Gene Ontology annotation, molecular function: hexosyltransferase activity. Bases 405 to 2012 code for a protein of 535 amino acids. The record is from RefSeq and is a predicted model, not a curated record. NCBI's taxonomy places the organism in Eukaryota, Metazoa, Chordata, Lepidosauria, Squamata, Colubridae.